Messenger RNA from Gryllus bimaculatus (two-spotted cricket), 371 nucleotides. NCBI's taxonomy places the organism in Eukaryota, Metazoa, Arthropoda, Insecta, Orthoptera, Gryllidae. The record is from the annotation of a GenBank genome assembly.
CUAAGCUUGGGUGGUGGGGUGUUCCGCAGGAAGGCGCCCGACUACGAGGACAUGAUGGCGAUGGGGCGCAAGGCGGUGGACGCCGUCCAGAAGGCGGGCGGCCAGCGCUACCAAGUGGGCGCCGCCACCAAGCUGCUCUACCCAACCUCCGGUGGCUCGGACGACUGGGCGAAGGGAGUGGCGGGCAUCAAGUACGCCUACACCGUGGAGCUGCGGGACAAGGGCGACUACGGCUUCUUGCUACCCGCGACGCAGAUCGUGCCCACGGGCAGGGAGACCUUCGCAGGCAUCAAGGCUCUAGUGCGAGCCAUUGCGUGCAAGACGUGAGGAAAUGGAGCAUUAACAAAAACGGUUUAACCGUUUUGGUAGCC